Molecule: messenger RNA, 720 nt
Organism: Xylona heveae TC161
Lineage: Eukaryota; Fungi; Ascomycota; Xylonomycetes; Xylonales; Xylonaceae
Exons: 2
Coding region: 1-720 (239 amino acids)
Source: RefSeq, a predicted model, not a curated record
AUGUGCGGAUGUGGAGGUGAAUUCGGCCGUUCCAGCGCCGGCGGCCGCAUCGCGGUCAUGUUUCCGAGAUUUUCACAUUCAUCGGCUUCCUAUCCUUCUCCAUUUCCUUCUCCUUCUCCAGCCUCAUCACCCGCAUCUCCCAAUGGGUUUCCUUCGCAAUCGACAAUUCCUGCUUUACCUUCUGCAUAUAAUCUCUUCUUUUACAAUUCCGACUCCCACGAUGCCGCGCCGUCAAUGCCCACCUUUGAUUCGUCACGAAGUCCGAAGCCGGAGACCGAGACUACGCGGGCAGUGUUCAGCUUUGAUAAUGGCCAUACGCUUGCUGCGCUCAAGAACUGCGGUAGCUGUGAUUUGCGCAUAGAACAAUACGGAUAUACAUCCCCCUCAUCCCUGAACGAAGCAGCCGCUGCAGGAGGAUAUAAACCGCUAUAUUCCUUCCCACUGAACAUGACUUCCCUGCCCUCGACCAACGGCACCACUGCCGCAGGAGCAGCAGCACCUGAAGAAUGCGGUAGAGUAACAGAAGGACGGACACUUGAGUUUGACCUCCCCGAGAAACUCGACCUGGGCGUUGGCGGCGCGGGUGUUGUCGGGCGACAGGUCACGCUGGUGUGCCGCCGGUCUUUGGCCUCUGCUGAGGGGGAAGUCCCGGGCGAAGGCUUGGGUGAGAGUAACAUGGGCGCGUGGACGCUGGCAGAGGGAAUUGUGGGGUAUAAUUAG